This is a messenger RNA of Nerophis lumbriciformis (worm pipefish), 2036 nucleotides long. RefSeq names its product RNA polymerase I subunit F (gene polr1f). Lineage: Eukaryota; Metazoa; Chordata; Actinopteri; Syngnathiformes; Syngnathidae. The record is from RefSeq and is a predicted model, not a curated record. Gene Ontology annotation, cellular component: RNA polymerase I complex. Gene Ontology annotation, biological process: DNA-templated transcription; transcription elongation by RNA polymerase I; DNA-templated transcription initiation.
UGUUCCUUUUCCGGUCCUCGGAAUCAACAUGGCGAACUUGGAGCACGCCGAAGACGACCCACAACACGUGAAAAUGUCAGGCCAAAUUCCAGGCGCUUGUGCUCAAAAGACGGCGGUAGAACUGUCCACAGUAGUGGGGGGAUUUGUACCCGAGGUUUCCUGCUCUGUUCCGUCUUUCUCCGCCGCUUCCGAACUUUUGUCGGCGCCAUACUCGUGUCUGGUCAUGAACACCCACCGGAGACACGUCGCCCUGCCGCCCAGGUACCUGAACAAGAAGCGGUCUGGUCUGCGGGGGGAGCUGGAGGCCGAGCUGCUCAAGUACUCGCCACGCCUCGAAGGCGUACCCGUAGCUUAUGACGACUUACGGAUUGUGGGCCAGCAAGGAAGCAUUCAUGAUGACAGCGGCUACAUCCACAUGGACAUCCAGGCCAACUUCAUUAUAUUCCAACCUACCAAGGGACAAAGACUGCUGGGAAAGGUAAACAAACUGGGUGUGAGUCACGUGGGCUGCCUGGUGCACGGCUGCUUCAACGCCAGCAUCCCCCGGCCAAACCUGGUUCCCGUGGAAACCUGGAGGGAUGGGGGGCCCAGGAUUGGCGCUGAGCUGAAGUUCGAGGUGACUGCGCUUGAUGCUGACACUGCGGGAGUGCUGCUAAUAAGAGGAAGACUGAAGAGAGCGACGGUUCAAGAACUCUUGGCUAUGGCUGAGAACUCAGAAUUGGGUGUCUCUUUUAACCAACUUGAGCGACAAGAACCAGAACCUACUGAAGAAUCUACCGUGGAAGAUUCUCCCAAGAAGAAGAAGAAGAAGAAAAAGAAAAUAAAGGAAGAAGAAGAGGAACUAGUGCAACAUGACAACAAUGCCACUCCAGAGCCCAACAGAACCGAGGAUGAGGCAAACAGCAGCGAACUCGGUGAGAGGAAGAAGAAGAAGAAAAAGAAGAAAGAUAAAAUCAAAGAAGAAGCAACAGAAGAGGAAAUAAUGCAGUAUGACAGUAAUGUCACAUUAGAGCCCAACAGGACAGAGAUUGAUGUUAACUGCGGCAAACCUGGUAAGAAGAAGAAGAAAAAGGAGAAGAGAAUAAAAGAGGAGGAGGAGCAGGCUCAGAUUUCUCCCCCUGAGAUCCACGCCAGCGACUCCAGCGGUUACCUUAGUGACAAGCCCAGCAAAAAGAGGAAACACAAAACGGAGAGCGAAGAAGUCCUGCCGGGUUUGAGUCAAAGUUCACCAAAAUCCAAGAAGAGGAAAAGGGACGUUGUGUGAAGAAACACGCUCAGGAAACUUGUGAAAUGCCUUCACGACGAACAGCCAGGAGCAUCCCAGUAAUGCUAUUCCCUCUUUUGACCAGAUGGGGGCGCAAGACUGCAAGUAAAGACAUUUUUCAUGUGAGUAAAAAACAGUAACUCCCAUCUAACUUGAGCAAAACAAAACAAAAUCACGUCAUCACUGCCGGUCCAAAGAAGAGUUUUGAACAGUUUUCUAAGGACUAAUGUGAAAUGACCGGAUAGCCCUCAAAGAAUAUGCAAAAUAAAUAUAUACUGACAUUAAAAAAAACACGUUUAUUUCUCAUUAAUGCCCGAAAUCUGAUGACAAGAUAAUCUUCACAGUCUCAUGCUGACCUGUGAGUGUCAAGUGAUGAAGCGUCGAGAGACAGCCUAAAGAUGUUUUCUUUACCUCCUACCUCCGUGCGCACACACACAAAUCCUGCCUUUCAGCAGGGAGUCUAAUUAGUGGUGCGGCGCAAAGAGCUUAUCAGGAGCCGCCUAAACAGGAGAGAUAAGAAGACGCACUUAAAUCGCCGCCUCUUCAUCCUUCACUCCUGAUCAUCGCGUUGCCACUAUGAGCCAACACUUGAUGUUCCUUUCAAUUCCAUGAUAUCUUAAUCACCCAUUGUCACACAAGUAAACAUCCAUCCAUCCAUCCAUCUUCUUCCGCUUAUCCGAGGUCGGGUCGCGGGGGCAGCAGCCUAAGCAGGGAAGCCCAGACUUCCCUUUCCCCAGCCACUUCGUCCAGCUCCUCCCGGGGGAUCCCGAGG